CUCAUGUAAAUUCGUCUCCCACAACAACACUAGCUCUCACGUACAUAAAUAUAAAGAUGUUGAUAGCAUAUUAUAAAUCAUAGAGUUCAUUCCAUACACAGAAAGAAGAACAACACUAAGAAAGCAGAAUAGGGAAAAAUACAUCGAUAGAGGAAAAUUAAUUGAAGGGUGCUACUACUACGACCUUCUAUAUCAUUAAUGAUUGAAAUUCGUGUUGGAAUUGUCUUGUAGGUGUAGUAGUGAUAAUAAGAGAGGAUCAUAUAUAUAUUAGUAGUGCUAGAAAUUAAUUGAAGUGUGUAAUAGAAUAGAGUGUGAUAGAGAGAGAUAUGGGGAGAGGAAGGGUGCAGUUGAAGAGGAUCGAGAACAAGAUCAAUAGGCAAGUGACGUUUUCAAAGAGAAGGUCUGGUUUGCUCAAGAAAGCACAUGAGAUCUCUGUGCUUUGUGAUGCUGAAGUGGCCCUCAUAGUCUUCUCCACCAAAGGCAAACUCUUUGAGUACUCCAGCGAUCCAUGUAUGGAAAGAAUUCUUGAACGGUAUGAGAGGUAUUCAUAUGCAGAGAGGCAGCUUGUUGCAAGUGAUCAACCACAAACUGAAAAUUGGACUCUAGAACAUGCAAAGCUCAAAGCAAGGUUGGAAGUCCUACAGAAAAAUCAAAGGAAUUUUAUGGGACAAGAUUUGGAGGGCCUAAGUAUCAAAGAGCUUCAAAAUUUGGAACAUCAACUUGAUAGUGCUCUAAAACACAUUAGAUCACGGAAGAACCAAAUCAUGCAUGAAUCUAUUUCAGAGCUUCAUAAAAAGGAUAAGGUCCUACAGGAACAAAAUAACACUCUCGCAAAGAAGAUAAAGGAGAAAGAGAAGGCACUAGCCCAGCAUGCACAAAUGGAGCAGCGUGGUGAUGAAAUGGAUCUUACUUCCUCUGCCCUAGUACCUCAUCCAUUGGAGACAUCAAACAUUAGAGAGUCCUCACAAAUAAGGGGUGAAGGAGAUAAUGAAGGAACCCCAACUCCAACCCGAGCAAAUGCCAUUCUUCCAUCUUGGAUGCUUCGUCCUUCAAAUGAAUAGAAGAGUAUUAACGACCUAAAAUUUUAAAUUACAUAUGAAUAUGGCGAAUACAAAGCUUACCCUAUAAGAUGUAAAAUGGUCUCUGUGUUGAAUUGUGAACACCACCCAAUGAGUUCAAUUGGAAUAUCAUAGAUAUGUAAUGUGUCUCUGACUACUACAUUUCAAGGAUGCUAAGUAAAUUAUAUGGUAUGGCCUGUCUAGAUAUAGACCUGCAAUACAUAUAUAGUGUCAAUUAUGUAUGCUUGGUUCUUAUCAAAAGUUUAAGUUGGACUUUACAUGCCUCUCUUCCUAGAAAUUCAGAAGGUAAACAUAAUUUCAGUACACAUAUAUAGUGAGUUUGUGUAAUGGAAUGUAAUCUUUGUGUAUCAA
Glycine soja is the source of this 1430-nucleotide messenger RNA. RefSeq names its product truncated transcription factor CAULIFLOWER A-like. Bases 327 to 1061 code for a protein of 244 amino acids. Gene Ontology annotation, cellular component: nucleus. Gene Ontology annotation, molecular function: DNA-binding transcription factor activity, RNA polymerase II-specific; RNA polymerase II cis-regulatory region sequence-specific DNA binding; protein dimerization activity. Lineage: Eukaryota; Viridiplantae; Streptophyta; Magnoliopsida; Fabales; Fabaceae. The record is from RefSeq and is a predicted model, not a curated record. The transcript is spliced from 8 exons. Gene Ontology annotation, biological process: positive regulation of transcription by RNA polymerase II.